Messenger RNA from Impatiens glandulifera, 1158 nucleotides. Its product is annotated as senescence-specific cysteine protease SAG39-like. Bases 1 to 1020 code for a protein of 339 amino acids. The transcript has 2 exons. Lineage: Eukaryota; Viridiplantae; Streptophyta; Magnoliopsida; Ericales; Balsaminaceae. Gene Ontology annotation, cellular component: lysosome. The record is from RefSeq and is a predicted model, not a curated record. Gene Ontology annotation, molecular function: cysteine-type endopeptidase activity.
AUGAACCAGCACCAACUUCUUUGCUUGGCUUUGUUUUUUAUUUUGACUACACUCGCUUCUCAAGCUGCAUCUCGCUCUCUUAACGGUCAUUCCACAAUGCAUAAGAUGCAUGAAAGAUGGAUGACAGAACAAGGGCGCGUUUACAAAGACGAAGCUGAAAAGGAGAAACGCUUCAGCAUAUUCAAAGAUAACGUGGAGAUGAUAGAAUCCUUCAACAGGGCCGCAAACAAGCCUUAUAAAAUGGGAAUCAAUCAGUUUGCAGACCUUACCAACCAAGAAUUCAAGCUAAGGAAUAAGUUCAAGAGUCACGUUUGCUCUGAUACUACCUUGUUCAAAUACCAAAACAUUUCAGCUGUGCCCGCCACCAUGGACUGGCGGAAGAAGGGUGCCGUCACCCCCAUCAAGGACCAGGGACAAUGCGGUUGUUGUUGGGCUUUUUCUGCUGUAGCUGCGACCGAAGGAAUCGCUCAGAUAACAACGGGAAAGCUGAUAUCUUUGUCCGAACAAGAGCUUGUUGAUUGUGAUGUGAACGGACAGGAUCAAGGCUGCAACGGGGGUCUCAUGGACGACGCCUUCGAAUUCAUCCAAAGCAAUGGGGGCCUGACCAGCGAAUCCAACUACGUAUACGAUGGAUCUGACGGGACUUGCAAUAAGAAGAAGGAAUCAAACCACGCAGCCACUAUAACUGGCUACGAAGACGUGCCAGCCAACAGCGAAAGUUCACUAAUGAAAGCUGUAGCCAAUCAACCUGUCUCUGUAGCAAUUGAUGCUGGAGACUCUGAUUUCCAAUUCUACUCUAGCGGGGUCUUCACCGGUGAGUGUGGAACUGAGCUGGACCACGGGGUGACCGCGGUGGGGUAUGGAACAACAGAUGAUGGAACCAAAUACUGGAUUGUGAAGAAUUCGUGGGGAGAGAGCUGGGGAGAAGAAGGAUACAUAAGAAUGCAGAGGGAUAUUGAAGCCAAGGAAGGUCUAUGCGGUAUUGCUAUGCAGGCUUCCUAUCCCACUGCUGCAGAGUAAGCAAAUCAUAUCAAAAUACCGACAAAAUCAUGAAGAAGAUCAUAUAUAAUGUAAAUCAAAGUGUCUUGUUUAAAUCAAAAUAUAUGUGCAGUUCUUACCAUAAUUUAUGUAUAAAAUCUCUGUAUACAUAACAUACUU